Messenger RNA from Trichomycterus rosablanca, 4043 nucleotides. It is a transcript of the gene cers2b, whose product is annotated as ceramide synthase 2b. Gene Ontology annotation, cellular component: membrane. Gene Ontology annotation, molecular function: DNA binding; sphingosine N-acyltransferase activity. Lineage: Eukaryota; Metazoa; Chordata; Actinopteri; Siluriformes; Trichomycteridae. Bases 378 to 1526 code for a protein of 382 amino acids. The transcript has 11 exons. Gene Ontology annotation, biological process: ceramide biosynthetic process. The record is from RefSeq and is a predicted model, not a curated record.
GUAGGUAAAAGUUUGAGAGGUCCGUUAUUUGAGCACGAGGAGCUAUUGGAGCCGCGUGCCUUCAUCUCUUCCCGGUUUUAAUCGCUUUACCGGCUUCCUAUUCGGUACAUGUUACCGGUUUCUGACAGAGAAACACGCAGUUUGGUUUUCGGUAAAGUAGGGCGAGAUGUGGGUAGGCGGUGGACCGAGUCAGCUCACUCAUCGUAAACUCAUCGUAAAUUUUCCGUAAACGCCAAUUUAUCGUCAAAGGACCACCGAAAACCCGUUAUCUUUAGCCCGGAGUCCUUUCGAACGGUUUACCGAAGACCUGAACGCUUUUUCUUUGAGGUUUUUUUUCCACAGUGAACCAUCGGCAGUCUGCGGGCUCGUGACCAAACAUGUUGGAGUGGUUGAGCGAUAUCUUCUGGCAGGAGCGUCUCUGGUUUCCAGAGGGGUUAGGUUGGGCAGAUCUUGAGGACAGAGAUGGGCGUGUCUAUGCAAAGGGGCAGGACUUAUGGGUAGCCCUGCAACUUGCGCUCAUCCUGCUUGUAGUUCGUCAGAUAUUUGAGAGGACGCUUGGUACGUAUCUGGCCUCGUUGCUUGGAAUAAAAGAAACUGUAAGAAGAAAAGCAGCACACAAUCCCACACUGGAGUCAUACUACUGCCACACCAGCAAAUACCCAACACAGAAGUGUGUAGUGGAGUUGUGCAGCCAAUCUGGGUAUACAGAGAAGCAACUGCAAUGCUGGUUCAGAAGGAGAAGAAACCAGGACAGACCAAACCUCAUGAAGAAGUUCAGAGAGGCCAGUUGGAGGUUUGUGAUGUAUGUGAUUGCCUUCAUUGCUGGUUUGGUUGCUCUUAUUGAUAAGCCAUGGUUGUAUGAUUUGGAGGAGAUGUGGAAAGGAUUCCCCACUCUGACUGUGCUACCUUCUCAGUACUGGUACUACAUGUUUGAAUUGGGUUUUUACUCCUCACUUCUCUUCAGCGUGGCAUUUGAUGUUAAACGAAAAGAUUUUAAAGAGCAGCUCGUCCACCAUGUUGCCACCAUCACACUGAUCAGCUUUUCCUGGUGUAUGAACUACAUUCGUGCAGGAACCCUCAUCAUGUUUCUCCACGAUUCUUCAGACUAUCUGCUGGAGUCAGCAAAGAUGUUUAACUACGCAGGCUGGAGGAAAACAUGUAAUUACAUCUUUAUUGUGUUUGCUGCAUUCUUCAUCAUCACACGUCUAAUCAUCUUCCCCUUCAGGAUCCUGUACUGCACAUGGGUGUACCCGCUGACUCUUUACCCUCCCUUCUUUGGCUAUUACUUCUUUAACGGGCUGCUGCUGGUGCUGCAGUGUCUACACAUCUUCUGGGCCUAUCUUAUCAUCCGCAUGGCACUGCGCUUCCUCCCCAAAAACGAGAUUGUGGAGGAUGAGAGGAGUGACCGAGACGAGACAGACGACUCGGAUGAGGAAGAGGAGGAGAGGAACAGAGAGAUCAAGAACGGAACCAUAAAGAACGGCUACAUUAAACACAACAACCACCAUUACCGCAAAACACAGUGAGAGAGAGAGAGAUUCACACCAUACCACAUUAAUACAUUACCAUUGUUUAGUGUUCUGUAUCGUUUCUAAAGAAUGUCAUUGACCAAAGCGGGAAUCAAUGGUUUUAAAAGCAGGUUGGAUAAAAUAAUUGGGGUCUCUUUUACUUGAUGCAUUUUUAUAUUUGUAGUGCCAAGUGAGCGCACCAUAGCUACACGUCUUUGUGUAUAGGCUACAUUACUAGCUUAGCUCUUGGUUAUAACUGAAACGGUUCCACCUUGUGGAUUUUUUUUUUUUGGAAUGGGCCUGGGAUCUAGGAUUUUUACUGUCACAGGGCCCUCUGUGGGGCGUUAAGGGUUUACAUGCUGCACAUUGAUGAACACUGCAAGUAUUCAUUGAUUUAAAGUGCAAAUGCAAGUCGACAGCUGAAGCCAAAAGCUUACAUACACCUGUAUGUCAGGAAAGCUGCUAAAACAUAAUUGAUGCUGUCCACAGUCAAGCAGGCAAUAUCAAAUCGCCACAGGCUUACAAGCUCCUGUGUCUCAUGCUUUUUCAUUUCAUUCAUGUUUUUAGCACCAAACUUCAGAUGAGUUGUUUUUUGCUGUUGUUGCAGAAGAUUCUUUAUUGCACUGCAACCUCUUAAACAGUGGAAUGUAAAGCUUGCUUGGCUCUGAACAGUGUCACCCAUGUUUUAGCAGUUCUUAUUUAUGGCCGGCCUGUUUUGUUGUUUUUAAUUGUUCUUUGUGAACAUCUGACCAUCCAGACAAAUUUGUGUUUUCUUUCCAACCCUGUAGAGAAGAUCACUUUUUAAUAGGUGCCAACAAAGUAGCUCUAUGUAUUCAGACAUGGAGAAGUCACCAGGAAGCCAUGCCGCAGUAAAGGAGUAGUAAAGUAAAAGAGUUUCUGGUUUGAUAUAUUUUUUUAAAAACACUCAAACCUGUUUUGUUGAUAUCAUAGAAAUCUCAGGUUGGCCACGUUCCUUACGUGUAUUUAUACUUUUGAUCUCAACUGCAUGUAGUUAAAAAGCAAUGUGCCAAAUGAGGUAUUGAAAGAUGAUGGACAGAAGGAAUGUUCUCAUUAACCAUGUGCCUUAUAUUUCCUCUCUGAUCCUCUAGUUUGUCAUCAUUUUUUUAUUCCUUAAGUGCCUUAAAACACAAUCAUUGUUUUUCUUUUAAAUCAAUUUAGGUGACUACACAUAGUGCACCCCUCACUCCACUCAGGGGUGUAUAAUAGAUCUAAUAACGCAGCUUAUACACCCAGUGUAUACAGACUUUCCAAAGCUGUUAGUAUAAAGAAUACACACUGGCGACAUCCCUAACUGCACACUAUCCUAUUUUUUUUAAUCUUCUAUUUACCUUCACAAUUCUUAAACAUUAUUCAAAAAUGAAUAGCAGCCGUAUGCCAAACAAUACAUUUAAGUUAAAAAGAAAUGGGACACUAACUUUUCCCUGAAAGUGUGUACUAUAAUACCUUGUCAUAAUUAAAGGUGGAACUUUUUGGUUACAAAAAUUUCUUAUUACUGCUGCAGUUGUGACUUCUGCUGGCUGGUCAAGGCACUACACAGAAAUGGUGAAUAAUGGAUAGCAGUGUGUGACUCACCAUACAUGAUAGUGAUCCUUGUGUGAACCCACAUUAGCAAUGGCCCUCCUGCAGCAGUAGAAGAGAUACAACUGGGGAAUUGGAUAUGACUAGAUUGGGAGAAAAAGGGAAAAUGCACAAAUAGAAUAAAUACAAUUUAUGACAAUACAUGAUUUUAAAGAAAAAAGAAAUCCAAAGACAUCUACCAAUCAGCAUGUUCCAAAUCAAAAUGCACCGUUUGCUUUUCGAAAAAGGUGACAGUAGCCAAAGUUAACCUACAUGCUAGGUUGUAUUUUAAACCAAAGUGAUACUAACAUACUACAAAUUUAACUCGAGGUGCCACCGUCCACGUCAGGCAGGCUGUAUAUACAAUUAGCUAUGUUGAAAACUAUUUAGGCGAAAUGGAUUAAAAGUUAGCUGUUUUUAGAGCUCGGGUGGCGCAGCAGUCUGAUGCACCAGCCCACCACCGCUGAGGUCUUGAGCUCUCAAUUUUGAAUCUCAGCUGAGCCAUCAACCUACCAGACAUCCAAAAGACAAGUCAAUUAAUUAUAAAAGUUCAUUUUGGUUGGGGACCUCAUAACAUAGCCACAUUGGGACAGUGCAGAUUUUUAAAAGGAGGGAAAAAAUAAAAGUUUUUUAAUGGAAAUCCAGCUCCUAGUUAGUAUGCAGUGAUGGAUGAAGUCAGUGUUCUUUUUGUUCCUUGAUUCCUUUACAAUUCCCUCUCAAUACCUCUGCUUCUCACCUUAAGUAUUUAAGAUCAGAACCAUUACUUUUGAUUAGAUUUUUUCCUGAUGCUGUUGCAUCACCAUGUUUAACUGCUGCUGCGUCCUCACUCGUCUAUGCAGAGGCGAACAAACCCUAAUUACAGUGUUACUUUUAUUUCUUAUUUUUUAUUUUAAUGUUUUUGUUGUUAUGCUUUACUGUUUAUUAAUGAUGGAAAUAAUAAAAUAACAAUGAUCAGGA